AUGGCGAAUUUACCAGUAUAUAUCCAUUACAAUGGUUACUGGAAUGUUGACAACAAUUUUGUAGAAUAUCAAGUUGACGGAAUAUUGAUUCGUACUGAUAUCAAGUUUGAAGAUUUCGUUGCUACAAUUUCAAAACAAUUGAGUGUGGACGUCGAAAUUAAUUCUUUAGAAAUCCAUUACAAAGUCGAUGAGAAUUCUCCACCUAUGUCAAUACACAAUGAUAUGGGGUUGCUUGUAUACAUUGAGAUGAAGAAAAUAACUCAGGAUUUCGGCAAGUAUCCACUUUGUAUAACAGUGAAGGUGAAUGAUAUAUCUUCCGAUGAUAUGGAACUUGAUAUACAUGAGUUUUCAGACUGUGAUACAGUUCCUCUAAUUGACGGAGAUCCUGUUAGUCAGACUAUCAUCAAAGGUCGAUUGUACAAGUCUAAUAUUUUCAAGCUGCGGAAACUGAAUGAUAAAGACACUUGUUCAAGAAAAGAAAGAUUGUUGACACAACGUAUGGCUACUUCGAAUGUCAUAGGAAGUCUUAUAGUGGAUAAAUUUGUUGACCCAAAAACUGUAUACACUCCCAGGGACAUAGCCAAAGACAUGAAGAAACAAUAUGGUAUUGACAUAAGCUACUCAAAAGCCCAUAGAUCGAAGAAAAAGGCACUUGAAUCAUUAGGAGGGAACGCAAGUGAAUCAUAUGGAAAGCUACCUAAAUACUUAUUUAUGUUGAUGCAUUCAAACCCAGGAUUAGUUGUUAGCUUGAGUAAGACUGAUGAAGGACAUUUCAUGUAUACCUUUGUGGCAUUAUAUGCAUCAAUAAAGGGAUGGGAGUAUUGUAGACCAAUUGUGGUGGUAGAUGGUAGCUUCCUUAAAGCAUCUCACAGAGGGACUUUUCUAAUAGCAAGCACUCAAGAUGCAGCAGGUAAGAUUCUACCUCUAGCAUAUGGAAUUGUUGAUUCAGAAAAUGAUGCUUCAUGGAAGUGGUUCUUCGAGAGGUUUAAAGAAGCCUUUGGUCAGAGAGAACAAAUGUGCAUAGUAUCUGACAGAAACGAGAGCAUAAAAAAAGCAGUAUUUGAGGUGUAUCCAGAUAUCCCUCAUUGUUGCAUGUGGCAUUUGUGGAAUAACAUUAAGGGAAAUUUCAGGAAGAAUAAGAAGAGGUCGAGGGAGAUAUUUUUUGCCAUGGCCAGAGCAUACACUGUUGAAGAAUUUAAUUACUAUAUGUCUGAGAUGGAAAGGAUAGAUAAAAGAGUGAAGGAUUAUUUGUUUAACGUUGGGUAUCAUAGAUGGUGUAGAGCGCAUGCCACCUGUAUCAGAACCAUGACAAUGACUUCUAAUAUUGCUGAGUGUGUAAAUUCAGUAACUAAAGAAGCAAGGAAUCUCCCAGUAAUGCGGUUGUUGGAAGAGACGAGGAAUUUGGUACAGAAGUGGAAUUUUGAAAACAUGAAGUUGGCGCAGGCAACCUUUAAAAAGAUCACCGAAAAGUAUGAAAGUAUGGUCGAUGAAAAUUAUGAAGCCUCGCAAUACAUGACGGUUACUCCCUCAAAUGACUACUUACAUACAGUGACUGGUAGUGGGAAUGUAUUCAUUGUGUGCAUUAGAGAGCGAACUUGUAGUUGUGGAAGGUUUCAGUUAGAUCAAGUUCCAUGUCCACAUGCUAUGGCAGUAUUGAAUCUAAAAGGGUUAGAUGGAGAAGAGUAUUGUUCGUUGUAUUACACUAAUGAAUAUAUGGCUAAGACAUAUGAAAUCUUAGUAAAUCCUCUCCCGCAUGAGAAAAUGUGGAAAGUUCCAACAGAUGUGCUGGAGCAAGUUGUAUUGCCACCAAUUGGGAAAAAAAACCCGGGAAGGCCAAAGGUGUCAAGAUAUAAGUCAGCUUGGGAAACAAAUAUUAAGAAGUUUAAGACUACAUGGGGGAAAUGUGGACAUGAAGGUCACAACAGGAGAACGUGUAAGAAGAUGCCGAAAAAAGGCGUAAGCAAGUUUGUGUCAUGUGUUGUAAAGUUUCUAUUUGCAAACUUAUGUUAUGAGAAACGACUCUUUGUUUUAUUGAAGAUUGUUGUGGUUUUUAUUAGUUGA
Molecule: messenger RNA, 2061 nt
Organism: Lycium barbarum (goji berry)
Lineage: Eukaryota; Viridiplantae; Streptophyta; Magnoliopsida; Solanales; Solanaceae
Exons: 4
Coding region: 1-2061 (686 amino acids)
Molecular function (GO): zinc ion binding
Source: RefSeq, a predicted model, not a curated record